ACAGAGCUUCUGCAUCGCAGCACCACUUCGACACCUUAGUCCGGUCUGGGAGAUUCCCGCGACCAGUUCAAAAUGGACGCCGUGGCGAGCAGCAAGCUGAGCGACGGGAUCGACGCCCCGCUGUGGAUGUUCUGGAAGCGGCGCCGCUACGUGGUCGUGGUGAUGGCGUUUCUCGGCUUCAUGAACCUGUACCUGACGCGGGUCAACCUGAGCGUUGCCAUCGUGGCGAUGACGGAGAACCGGACCGUGGUGGGGGAGGACGGGAGCGUUGCGUUUGAGCGCGACUUUGAUUGGAGCUCCAGCGUGCAGGGGUACGUGUUGAGUUCGUUCUUCUACGGGUAUUUGGUGACGCAGAUUCCCGGUGGGAUGUUGGCGGCCCGGCUUGGUGCUACGAAUAUGUUCGGUACGGGUGUAGCGGGUACCUCGAUUUUGGCUCUGCUAACGCCACUAUCUUCUUACGGUGGAGCCGGAUGGGUCAUAGCUAUCCGGGUUCUGCAGGGAAUGUUCCAGGGGGUGUCCUUCCCAGUGAUGCACGAAGUGUUCGCCAAGUGGGCACCUCCGUGUGAGCGAUCGCGCAUGGUGAUGUUGUCGUUUGCGGGAAUCUACGUCGGCACGAUCGUGUCCAAUCUCGUGAGUGGAAUCUUAGCCGAAGCGCUAAGUUGGGAGAGCAUAUUCUACGUGUUCGGAGCGGCUGGUUGCUUGUGGUACAUCGCGUGGGCGGUGAUGAUCAGGAGAACUCCCCAAGAGGAUCGUUUCAUCACAGUUAAGGAGAAGGAGUUCAUCAUGCAGAGUCUUGGGAACACUGAAGGUCCUGCGGAGAAGGUGAAGCAUCCCUGGAAGAGCAUUCUUAGCUCGUCCGCCGUGAUAGCUUGUGUAACGGCAAACUUCUGCAACAAUUGGGGCUUCUACAACAUGCUGACUCUGUUGCCGACGUUCUUGAAAGACGCCCUCCACUUCGAGACGCAAUCGUCCGGAAUCAUAGCCGCCCUGCCGUACCUCACGAUGUCCAUCAUGCUCGGCGUGGCCGGCUACCUCGCCGACUGGUUCCAGAUCAAGGGCGUCAUGACGACCACGCAGGUGCGGCGAAACUUCAACUGUCUUUCGUUCAUAAGCCAGGCGGUCUUCCUGACCACCGGCGCCAUACUCCUAGACACCGUACCAACGAUCAUUUGCAUCACCAUUGCCAUCACGAUGGGAGCGUUUGCGUUGACCGGCUACGCCGUCAACCAUCUGGACCUUUCACCGAAGAGUGCCGGCGUCAUGAUGGGACUGUCCAACUCGUUUGGAACCGCCGCGGGCAUCGGAUCGCCCAUCUUGACCGGCUACCUCACGCCGAACAAAACCGGCGAGGAGUGGAAGAUGGUGUUCUACGUUGCGUCCGCGAUUCACAUGGUCGGUUUUGUGGUGUACUGGUUCUGGGCGUCCGGCGAGCUGCAGCCCUGGUCGAUCGAGAUGCAGGAACGACGACGCAAGGGUUACGAAAAUAAAGCAAGCGUUGAAGAUUAG
Molecule: messenger RNA, 1506 nt
Organism: Culex quinquefasciatus (southern house mosquito)
Lineage: Eukaryota; Metazoa; Arthropoda; Insecta; Diptera; Culicidae
Product: sialin
Exons: 4
Coding region: 73-1506 (477 amino acids)
Biological process (GO): transmembrane transport; monoatomic anion transport
Cellular component (GO): plasma membrane
Molecular function (GO): transmembrane transporter activity
Source: RefSeq, a predicted model, not a curated record